CCGUGCGCCUCGCGUCCACCUAACCGCCAAACCCUUCACAACGCCGUUCCACGUAAUUAUACUAAGAAAAUACAAACCAGUUGUGUUUAUAAAAUGUUGUGGUGACCAGUGCACGGGUUCAGUGUGGUUUCUCGUGUAAUUGUGAGCUACUGUUGUGUUGCAUGUGUGAACCCGAUGGGGUCGGGAGUGCGCGGGAUGAUGGUCGCGACUCGCCGGCCAGUACAGAACAGCUAACAAAAUGCCCCGAGAAAGAGAGGACAGCGGCGGAUUGCGUGGCGAUAGGUAGCAGGUUGCGUGGCGCCAUGGGCACACGCCCCCCGGCCCAGUGGUGGCCACAACUAUGGGCCACCGUGGUGAGGAGUCUACUCCUGAAGAAGCGGGACACUAGGAAGACGCUGGCGGAGGUCCUGGUCCCCCUCUACUCGCUGGGCGUGCUGAUCUUCCUGAAGAUGCUGGUGCCGAACCCCAACUUCCCCGAAGUGCGCAAGCCCGGCCGACUCCUGCGCAUCCACCACGACGCCUUCCCCGAGAACCAUUCCGUCGCCGUCGUCGCUGACUGGGGCAACGCCAAUGGGACUGUUGCUUUCCUGGACGAGAUCAACGGUCUUCUAAUGGACUCCGGUCAACACGCUGUGCACUGGAUCAGAUACAACAACACCACAGACCUGAAUGACGCGUACCAUGGCGACGCCAGGAACUUCCCCAUUGCUGUCAUCUUCCAUUCCGACCCUGGAGCUUUCGGAGAACCGCUUAGAUACACAAUCCGCACGAACCCGUCGCGCGUCGGGACCCCAUCCACUCGCACUCUGAUGACGUCACCGGCCAAGUGUCGAGAGCGGACUGCAGUCAAAGACUGGUCAUCCGACUGGUCCAGAGGGGGCCAGCUCAUUCCUCUCUCAGAGAUGCACAGGGAGGAUGAAUGUCCUGUUUUACAGUACUACUAUUCUGGGUUCCUGGCGCUGCAGACGCUGAUCGAUUAUGUUAAAAUUAAGCUGGACACAGGCCAAUCAUUUCCCCCUCCACGCGUGGAUUUGCGCCAGUUUCCAAAACGCCAGCACACAGGAGACUGGCUGGUCAUCUUCCGCGUCAUCAUGCCGAUGUACAUGGUGAUGACGCUGUCACAGUUCAUCACCUACCUGCUGAUGUUCGUCGUCGGGGAGAAGGAGAAGAAGAUAAGAGAGGGAAUGAGGAUCAUGGGGUUAAAAGAUUCUGUUUAUUGGGGUUCCUGGUUCCUGAUUUACGCAGUGUUCGUCACGAUCCUCUCCAUCGUCAGCACCGUGCUGCUGUUCACUCUCAAAGUGUUCCAGCAUUCCUCCUACAUCCUCAUCUUCCUGCUGAUGCUGCUCUUUGGGUUCACUAUUAUCACCUUCGCGUUUAUGCUGACUCCUUUCUUUGACAAGGCCAGGACGGCCGGCAUCCUGGGCAGUUUCGCUGUGAACCUGAUGAGCGGACUGUACUUCAUCCAGGUGUUUGUGUCCAACGCCGACAGCCUCGCCUUCUGGUUUGUCUCCCUCAUCAGCUCCAGCUGCUACGCCCUCGCUAUGGACAAGGCUCUGGUACUGGAUAUGGCUGGCGUUGGAGUGACCUGGGACAACCUGUGGAGCGGGCCGGGAGUACCAUUUGGAGGCAGCCUGAUCAUGAUGGCCGUCGACACGGUUCUCUACGGCCUCUUCGCCUAUUGGCUCGAUGCUGUUGUACCUAGUGAAUACGGCAUCAAGCAGAAGCCGUGGUUCUGCCUGCUGCCGUCGUUCUGGCUGGGCAGCCGCCGCGGCAGGGUGUCCGCCGUGCACUUCCACUCCAACGGCGAAGCUGCCAAUCAUAACAAGGAUAUAGAGCCAGUGCCAAGAGAACUCCAAGACAAAGAAGCCAUCAGAAUCGUUGGUCUGCAAAAGAGCUUCAGGCAUUGUCGGAGGCCUGAAGUCAAGGCUAUAGAUGGCAUUGACCUGAGCAUCUACGAAGGUCAGAUCACUGCGGUAUUGGGGCACAAUGGAGCCGGGAAGUCUACUCUGUUCAACAUUCUUACUGGAUUGACUGCGCCCACAGCUGGAACGGCGUAUGUGUAUGGACUGGAUGUUAGGGAUCCCAACGAUAUGUACGAGAUCCGCCAGAUGAUUGGUGUUUGUCCUCAGCAGGACGUUCUGUUUGACCUGCUUACCGUCAAGGAACACCUGCAGUUCUUCGCUGCUGUCAAGGGUAUACCCAGCAAAAGGCGUCCAGCUGAGAUCACCAAGGCUUUAUCAGAAGUGGGAUUGCUGGAACAGGCCGGGGUCUUCUCCAAACACCUCUCCGGGGGACAGAAGAGAAAGCUCAGUAUAGCCAUCGCGUUUAUUGGAGAUCCUAAGAUAAUAAUCCUGGACGAGCCAACAGCUGGCGUGGAUCCAGUCUCCCGAAGACAGACGUGGCGCAUCCUGCAGCGCGCGCGCAGGGGAAAGGUGCUACUCCUCACCACGCACUUCAUGGACGAGGCGGACAUCCUGGGGGAUCGGAAGGCUGUCAUCAGUAAAGGCAGAGUGCGUUGCGCAGGAACGUCGCUAUUUCUGAAGAACAAGUUUGGUAUUGGAUACCAUCUGACUCUUGUAUUGGAUGGAGCUUGUCGCGAGCACCAGAUCACCCGCCUGGUCCGCGGUCACGUCCCGCGCGCGGAGAAGGCGCGCCGCCAUGGCCGCGAGCUGUCCUACAUUCUGCCACACUACGCCGUACACUUGUUUCCGCCGCUCUUCCAGGCCAUAGAACAUGAGAUCAAGGAGAAGACCAAUAGACUUGGUAUAACAAGCUACGGCGUAUCCAUGACAACGUUGGAAGAGGUAUUCCUCAGCCUGGAGGGGGAGAAUGACGACGAGAUAGAGGCGGUUGAGGGCGUGUCCUCCGUGAAGCUGGUUAGGGCGCGUGCGCUGUCUAGGAGCCUAUCCCUACAGAGCAAGACGCUCAGCUAUCAGGAGUUAAACGACAAAGACCAGCAAAAGGCGACAUCUCUGCCGACCCCACCGGCAUCACACGCGCUCCACUCCACCACCCACGGGGUGGAGCACGUCAAGGUGACCCCAGAGGUCUCAGUGGAUGCCCUGGGUGAGCUGGUGAAAACCAGUCCCUCGUGUUGGAGGACCUUCUGCGCUCUAGUCUACAUCAGGACUGUCAGAAUGAUCAGGGAUCCGUAUAAACUCUACGUGAUGAUCUUCAUGCCAAUCAUAUCCUGCGCACUGGGUCUCUACAUGAAAUCGCGCCAGAUCGUAUUUUUCCGGAUGCAGCCAUUAAAGUUAGACCCCAGCGCCUACUUCAACAACACUCCUAUAGCACUAUUUAGUGAACAGGAGAACACUAAAGAAAUAAUAGACUUGAGAGAAUCUCUAGAGUCUAUGGGAGCUUAUCCCAUAGUGGACUUUAAUGGGAACUUCUCCAGUCUUCUGGAUAUGGAGAACUUCGCUGCGUACAACUUGAAGGACAGUCUCAUCCCAUAUGGGAAGAUCAUGGCUUACUACAACAGCACCUACACGCACAGUUUACCGAUUAUAGUUAAUUUAUUGGACAAUAGUAUUUAUAGGGUUUUAAUGUCGGCGUCAAACCUGAUGGAGAACUUCAGGCCGAUCGAGGUCUUCGCGCACCCAUUCCAGCAGACCGAGCAGCAGGAGGAGUUCAACCUCGGCAACGUGGUCUGCGCCAUCUUUAUGGGCAUGAUCUUCGCGCUGGUCCCUGUUACUCUGGCCGUCGAUAUUGUCUACGAUCGGGAGAUAAAAGCCAAGAAUCAACUACGCGUGAACGGUCUCUCGAUGAGCAUGUAUUUCCUUACCUACUUCACCAUCCUCAUCUUUAUCAUGGUGGUCACCAGCGCGGGGGUUCUUGUCCUAGUUAUCCUGAACGACAUACCGAGCCUGAACAACGGUUCAGCCAUCACGAUGCUCUGCUUUCUGCUCAUCCUGUACAGUCCAUCCGCCAUCUUGUUCAACACCUGCCUCUCGUACAUCUUCGACAAGAUGGACUCCGCGCAGAGCAUCAUGCCUAACAUCACCACUUGGGUUGGAGUCAUACCGUUCAUACUGGUUGCUGUUCUGGAUACUUUUAAAUGGGGAAGUGACAUCGCGUUCUACCUGCACCUGGUCUUCAGUUUCCUGGACGUCAUGUACAUACCUUACGCCAUCAUCUACUACGUUGACAGAGUCUUCGUAACCUGUAACCUACGUGGGCUCUGCACGACGCCGGCGCUGUCCAUUUACUUCACGGCCGAGGUGUGGGUGUUGAUCGUUGCCAUGCUGUUCCACGUGCCAAUAUGCGGGGCAGCGUUACUGGCCGCUGAUAGGCUCAAAUCUGGCGGCAGGAUAUGCCCGCGCAAGCGCAGCACGGUGGCGCUGCGUACGGACGCGGAGGCGGAGGCGGGAGGCGAGGCGGGCGAGGACGAGGACGUGCGGCGCGAGCGGCGCCGCGUGCACAGCAUACUACACCAGCCGAGCGCCAACGCGCCCGUGCUCGUCGUGCACAACCUCCGCAAAGAGUACAAGGUCCGCGGCAGCGGUGGCGGUGGCUGCUGCGGCGAGGGCGAACCAGGUCGCAAGACGGGGCUCCAGCGACUCAGCCUGGCCGUCGAGGGUGGCGAGGUCUUCGGGCUCCUCGGGCACAACGGCGCCGGGAAGACCACCACCAUGAAGAUCAUCACAGCUGAGGAGAGGCCUACUUGCGGCACGGUGAUGUUGGGUGGGCAAAACAUCGACGAGUCCCAGUCAUCGGCAUUCCAGAUGCUGGGCUACUGUCCGCAGCACGACGCGCUGUGGAAAAAUGUCACCAUUCGCGAGCACAUCGAGUGCUAUGCCGCCAUUCGGGGGGUCAGCAAGCAGGACACGCCUAGGAUAGUAGACGCGUACCUAAACGGCCUCCAGAUAAUGGAGCACUCGGGGAAAAACGCGGAGGAGUGUUCAGGGGGCACGCGGCGCAAGCUGUCGUUCGCGUUGGCCAUGGUGGGCGCGCCCAGGGUCGUGUUGCUGGACGAGCCCUCCACGGGCAUGGACCCGCGUAGCAAGCGCUUCCUCUGGGACACCAUCCUGGCUAGUUUCCAGGGCAAAAAAGGUGCUAUUCUGACGACACAUUCCAUGGAAGAGGCUGAUGCUUUAUGUUCUAGAGUCGGAAUUAUGGUUAAAGGUGGUUUGAGGUGUGUCGGUUCAACGCAACAUUUAAAGAAUCUGUAUGGUGCAGGAUAUACGUUAGAAAUGAAGAUUGGGCAAGGGAAUCAGAAGACAACGAUGGACCCAGAGUCGAUGUCGCCGUCUCCACUGAGGUCAACAGAAAACUCUCCGUCGUUGGGGGAAGCUGAUGAAGGUGGAUCAGGUCGGGGGUCGGUGUCAGCGGAGGCAGAAGCAGAGGUGGAAGUAGAGGCGGUGGACGUAAGCAUACACACGCCCCUUGUCGCUGGCACUCCACCACCGCCGCGCAUGCAGCAUCACAGCAGAAACGAAUCAUGCGGUGGCGGUGCGAACGCGGAGGCGGCGAUAGCUUUAGUGGGGCAGCUGUUCCCGUCAGCCGUAUUGGAAGAAAACUUCUCGGAGAGGCUGGUCUUCUCCGUGCCACAGUCCUCCGUCUCCAGUCUGGCCAGAUGCUUCCAACAGAUUGAGGAUGCGAAAGAGAAAUUGAACAUCGUGGAGUACAGUUUCAGUCAAACCACUCUAGAGCAAGUGUUCCUGAAAUUCGCACAAUCAGAAAACGUCGAAUCUUCAGACCAAGAACAUUAAUAGUAAAACGUUGAUAUUAGUAUUGUAAGUUAAUUUAACAGUUACAAUCGCGGUUUAUUUGACUUGGUGUCGAAUAUUAUUCGCCUAUAGAGUUAAUGUGCCUAUAAUCCUGGGAUAAUAGCUGUAAGUCAACGUUUAGAAAGGGUUAGCAAGUUUGUUUAAAUAUUAUAAUUUGAUAUGGAGUACAUAAAUACUUCUACAUAAAACCCGUAACCUCAGCAAGUCAAAACUGUAGUGCAGUACACAUAUACGUACAAACUACACCUUAAUUUACGUGAUAAUAAUAAUCAAAUGUAUUUAAGUGACGAACACAAAAUGGCGACACUAGUGUCGUUACAAAAUGGCGCCGAAAGUAUUGCAACAAGAUGGCGCCAAGUCAAAAAUAACCGCGAUAAUUUUGUGCUUUCAAAGAGGAAACUGUAAAAUAAAAUCGCUUCGGAUACCAAGUAAGAUAAAGUAGUUUAUUUCAUUGUUUUACAAGCUUCAGUGAAGAGAGAGUAUUGUCUAGGUAUAGCUUAGGAUGUUGAUGGGUGUAUUUUUUAUAAUUUGAUACGUUUAGUAGCCAGUUUUUUACCAUAUACACUCAUUAAAUGAGAUUAGUAUCGUUUGCCGUUGCGUGUGUUACUUACUUCUUUAAAUGAAAUGAUCUAUUAAGUAGAAUAAGGUCCCUAAAAAAGUUUGGAAGCUUAACGACUACCACUAAUUUAAAAAGAAAAAACAUUUAAGUACUUAAUUUAAAAAAUAACAAUACCCCGGGGUUUUUAAAGUUAAUUAUGUAAGUACCUAAUUCUCGGGGUUAUUUAAUGUUGGCAGAAACGACGCUGUUAUAAAAAAACUUAUAAUGAUUUAAAAAAUAUUUUCGCCAUGCGAUAAGUAACAAACGCAACGCGUAUUAUUAUGUACAUAAUAUAUAAAUAAUUAAUUAAUCAGUCUCUGCAUACGGUCUAAAAAUAAAUAAAAUUCUACCAUUCUGUAUUAUACGGCCGACAAUGGCCCCGAUUCCUGCAGACACCUCCUAAUUUUAUUUUAAGUUAUACCCGUCAUUUUCUUAUCCGCCGAAAAGGAAAGGGACGGUUGAUUGUCAACAAGGUAAUUUUAAAACGAAUGAAUAACCCGUGCGGAUAAAAUAGGCAUCUCGCUGGUAUGCAAUCCGAUUGACGUGCUGUCUACUUAACUCUGUCGGGUUAUUGGCCGAUGUAGAAUUUUUAUUCGGUUGUUUUCGAUUUCUGCUUAAAAUUGACGUGUGUUCCAUAAAUUUUAUGCUUGUCGAUUGGGUCCCUUUCUUUUUCAACGGAUAAGAAAAUGAAAGGUAUAACUUAAAAUAAAAUUAGAUGGCGUCUGCAGGAAUUAGCACCAUUAUGUACAGACUAUAAUUUAUUGUAUCAAAUAGUGUAUUUAUAAUUGUUUAGCUUUAUUUGCAGUGCCUGAAGUUUAGUAACGCAAAGUACAAUAUAGGUGGCGUUGCAACAAGACCGUACGAUGUUCUACUGACCGACUGCAGCCAUUGUUUUAUUAUGAUGAUGGCAUUCACUACGUGGCUAGACAAAUGGAGAGCGCUAAGGGCUCUCACUCGGUACAAAAGAUAACUGGCAUGAGGGUGCCCAGGUGGGCGCGAACCUUACCCGAGGUUGAUCACGCCAAUACAAUAUCAUAAAAGCAAAGGCCACAGAUCGUCACUAGGACGCUAAGUAUAAACAAACUUUCUAUGUAAGUAUAUCGCGUUCUAUUUUUAACGUGUUAAGACAAUGAAUUGUCAAAAUGAUUUCCAUUUAUUAUUCCAUUUAUUUUUAAAAACGCGAUAAUACUUUUCAGUAACAUCUUCGUGUUAAUAAUUACAAACAAUAAAAUAAAUAAACUCGUAUCGCAUAGUAUCUAUUCAACAUUGUAUUAAUAAUAGGACACUAUUAUUGUUGAAAAUAUUUAUUUUAUUUUAAAAAACGUGUUCUAAAUGCCUUUCUAGUCCGUGUUAUGUUUAGAACUUUUAUUGUAGUGGUUUUUUUAUCGAUCACGAUCAAAAUCGCCAUUAAGAAUAGUUAAUAAAAUGUGAUUUUUCUCUAGUCAACUUGUGUGACCUGUAUUUUUUCAUCUGGCAAGACCUUUUAAGUUGUCGUAAUGUAUCAACCAAUGACGUUAAUUUAUGACGUGAUAUAACCGCCUAUGAUUGGUUGAAAUUUCGUUCGUUUUCGAACGAAGUAUACUAAGUAUACUCUGUUAUAUAUAGUUUGAUUAAUUUGACAUUUGCUUACAUGUCUCUUUCGCACUAGACUGUAUACUGUAUUUCUGUCCUUCUGUGAAAUUAAUCAAGCUAUGUUCAAUAGAGUAUAAGGGUUUAUUGUAUAAGUAUAGAGGAGGAAGUUUACGAUACGUAUAAGUACUUAUGUGACGAGCAUUAACAUUUAUACACUUUACUACCAUGUCACAUUAACUUCAUUGUCAAAUCGAACUAAGAGUCUCACUAAAUAUCAAAUAUUUUAAUGCGACAGGGUUACUUUAUUAAUUAAUAAAAAAAGUAGAAAUGUAUACCCAUUUCCUAGGUGUACAUGUUAGGUAUUGGAAAAGCACAAUGAUCGAAAGCUCGAAUACAUUUGACGUUUACUGAAACUUACAUUUCAAUUUGUUAAAGAAGUUAAAGUGACAUGGUACUAAGUGUAUACAUACCAAUGCUCGUGACAGUACAAUCUUUCAAAAAAAGUAACAUUAUACACUUUCCUUAAACAAUAACCCUUCUUUGUUGAUUGAACGGGUGAAUUUUUGAAAUUACCUCUUUACGUAAUUACGGGGGCGUUUAUUAGCAUUGUUUUCGUAAUAAAUAAGGACAUCAUAGACCAAAUUGCUCCACCGAAAUAACUUGGACAUUUUCAAAAUUUCAUCCGAAUAUAAGUAAGUAGAUUGUUAAGUAUUGGUAAACCAAAGUGAUCACGUAGUAUCUCAUAAUUACGGCUUAGCUUAUGUUUUAUUUUUAAAUAUUUACAUUCAUAAUUAUUUAUUUCCAUUAUUAAAUUAUUUUAUAUUUAAAAAAUAUAUUCGAAACAUCUUAAUUGGUAUAAAAACUCAUAUAACUUCAUUAAGUAAUUGUUGUAUUAGUCUUGUUAAAAAACUAAAAACCUUUUAUAAACGUAUAUUUGUUACAAUUCUACAAGUUUUUAUUGGCAACACUGGUACAGACUUGCUUUAUGAUUGGUUGACCGUAAUAAUGUUGUUAACUGGUGGAAAAUUUGUAACAAAUAUUUUUAUAAAAGGGGAGUUCGAUUCUCUUGUAAAAUUCGUCUAAGGAACUCAACAGUUUAAUGGCAAUAUAGAUAAUGUACAAAUAAGAAAACCAAUAGUAAAUGGUGCCUAUAAAUGUAUGUCUGGAUUUCAAUAGUCAUUGUAAGACUCAUUUUUACUUUUUUUUUGUCUUUAUAAGUCUGUUUUAUUUCAUAAUUUUGCGAAAAUUUGAGAAAUUUGUCAGGGCUUUUUAGUAUUAUUGUUUCUUGAUUAAUUAUAGAAGCGGUUCCCUGAAAAUUAUUUCAAUUUCUUUUUUAUAAUUGUAGGCAUAAAAUAGUCUUAGCAUACUGCUUAGACAGACUACUGAUCUAAGUAUGGAUCAAUAGUCUUUAUGAAAAGCUGUUUUUAUGUACAAUCUAUUUUUUAUACUCGUCUUAUUAGUAUAAAAAAACAACUUAAACAUUGACUCACUUAUUACGUAUUUGGGAAUUUUCGUCCCAGAAAAAUUUACCCAAUCAUCCCCUAUGACACCAAGUGGAAGUGGACAGUUGAGAAGUUUUAUCACCCGGGUGACAACUGGGAAGACAUUUCAUUAUUUCAUCAUCAUUUCAGACAUUAAAAUAUUUCUUUAUAAGAUGAAUUGAUUCUAUGUGGUCUUUUUAAGCCCCACUGUCCACACCUAUUAUUAUUUGGGUGAAUCUCAAAAUUUCAAGUUUGGUGGCGAAAUUACAUAUUAUUUUUUCGUGAAAAAUUGGGUUCCGACAUGAAAAAGAUCCAAAAGGAUCCUCGGUUCCGACAUGAAAAAAAUUUCAAUUUUGGAAUUUUUCAAUUCCUAAUUCUCCCAAUUUCCUCAAUUUUUCACGAAAACAUUAUAUGACAGUCGCCACCAAACUUGACACAUUUUGAUAUUCACCCAUUUACGACCUAUUACUAAAACUAUUUUAUGUCUACAUUUUCUAAACAAAUGUUAGUAGAAUUAAAAUAUGAAUAAGGCAGCAUUAGUUCGUAAGUCGGUUUUCAUUGGCAAGUGCUUAUAAGUACACUGAAUGAGUGAAUGAAUGAUGGAUUGAUGAGUGAAUGGAGAAUGGAAUGGUUUUGUUUUUGUAAAGGCAAUGGGGGACUAUCCAGGCUACGUUCCUCAAAAACAAUAUAGAUGACGUUGUAAAGAUUUUUCUUUGUUUAACCUAAUUUCAUGGAUAACAGACAUAUGCAUCUUUCAUCUUUAUUUUUGGGAAUGAGGACCCUUUUUAUGCACCCAGGCACAACACAUCAUCCACCCAUUAUUAUUUUGAACAACAUAUUCAUAUUACCUUCAUAUUAAUCUUGUGUUUGUUAUUUUGCAUGCUGUGUUUACUUGUAAUUAGUCUCUACACUUAGCUUUAUAUACAGUUGAUGUUACCCUAAGAAUACACUGUGUAAGAUGACUGUAAGUAAACCAAUAAAUAAAUAAACAUAAUUAUAUACAAAAUCUGAUCUAAAUAUGAAAUGAAAUGAAAUAUAUUUAUUGUGGAUCAUAGGUACAGUACAGGCGUUCAUAUCAAUUAUAAAUUGUUUCAUCCAGCUAUAUCCCGCCAUAUAGGCAUACAAUGUUAGUUAGGUCUUAUAAAUCUAGUCUUGCUCGUAAACACAUUUUACACAUAAUCAUUAUUAGCGUUACAAUAUUCAUAAUAUCAAAUACAAUAAUAAUACAAUCAAAUUGUCACCACAUAUACAUUUAAUUUAAUUCAUAUAAUAUCAUUUAAGUAUUCAUUCGGAGUAUAGUAACAUUUGGUCUUUAACAUAUCAUGCAGUUUAUUUUUAAAAAUAUU
Pectinophora gossypiella (pink bollworm) is the source of this 10726-nucleotide messenger RNA. Its product is annotated as cholesterol transporter ABCA5-like. The record is from RefSeq and is a predicted model, not a curated record. Gene Ontology annotation, cellular component: intracellular membrane-bounded organelle; membrane. Gene Ontology annotation, molecular function: ATP binding; ABC-type transporter activity; ATP hydrolysis activity. Gene Ontology annotation, biological process: lipid transport; transmembrane transport. NCBI's taxonomy places the organism in Eukaryota, Metazoa, Arthropoda, Insecta, Lepidoptera, Gelechiidae. The transcript has 34 exons. The coding region runs from base 162 to 5711 and encodes 1849 amino acids.